This is a messenger RNA of Pipra filicauda (Wire-tailed manakin), 1710 nucleotides long. RefSeq names its product transmembrane protein 200B (gene TMEM200B). NCBI's taxonomy places the organism in Eukaryota, Metazoa, Chordata, Aves, Passeriformes, Pipridae. Bases 96 to 1412 code for a protein of 438 amino acids. The transcript has 2 exons. The record is from RefSeq and is a predicted model, not a curated record.
GCGGCGGAGCCCAGUGCCCGCCACCCCCGGGGCACCGGCCCCGGGCCCGGCUCGGAGCGGCGGCCGCCGGAAGAGCGGCUGAGCCGGACGAGACGAUGACUGUGGAGAGCACGGAGACCAACGGGCCCCUGCGGGAGCCGGAGCUGGGGGGUCCCAAGGCUCCGGUGCCCCCCGUGCCCUCGCGGCGCCGGGGCCGCCGCCUGCGGCGCAAAUCCCCCCCGGAGAGCCCGGUGAAGGGGCAGCUCCGCAUGCGCUCGCCGGCCGGAGCCUUCGUCAUGGUGGGCAUCUCGGUGGUCCUGGUGGGCAUGACCAUCGCCGUGGUGGGCUACUGGCCCCACCGGGGGCACGGCGGCACAGGGGCCGGCGGGGGCAACGCCAGCGUGGCCGGGGACACGAGGAGGGAGGUGGCAGCUGCGCGCCACGGACCCCACAGUGAGAAGCUGAAGCUGAUCGGCCCCGUCAUCAUGGGCAUCGGGCUCUUCAUCUUCAUCUGCGCCAACACGAUGCUCUACGAGAACAGGGACAUGGAGACGCGCCGGCUGAUGCAGAAGGGGCUCUACGGCAUGGUCGGGGGGCUCCCCGAGGGCGCCGGCCCCGAGGACGGGCACUGCCAGCACGGGGAUGGCCCCAAGGCCAACGCCGAGUGCGUGGAGGGCUGUUACCAGGUGGACCUGUCCUGCCAGCCCUGCCCCGGCCCUGGCAGCAAGUGGUCCGACUGCUACGGCCCCAAUCGGCUCCAGGCCAUGGCAGAGUUCCUGCAGCACCCGGCGGGAUCCCCCGCGGCCUCCCUGCACAGCCUCCGCUCCGGCGCCUCCGCCGAGGCCAACGUUGGCCUCCCGCGCCGCGCCGGGGCCGAGUCCCUGCUCUGCUCGGCCGUGGGCGCCCUGGCACUGCCCGUCAUCAAGCUCAACAACUGCCUGCUGGACGCAGCGGCGCGAGGGGCUGGUGGGAGGGUGGGCCCUGCUGAGCAUCCCCCUGAAACACCACGGCCCCCCCCGGCCCCGCUCUCCAUCGGCGACAGCGUCACAGCGUGUGGCCAGGAUUGUGGUGGCCGUGGUGGUGGUGGUGGUGGUGGUGGUGGUGGUGGUCACACCGUCAUUGACAUGGAUGGCGGGUGCCCCGCUGCAGAGCUGGUGGCAGCAGAUCUCAGCCCCGAUGUGCAGCUCCACACCCCAGGACACUCCAAAUCCCUGGACCUCGGCCGACCGGGGGUGCUGCUGGUGGCCCCCAUGAAGGACCGUAAGAACCGGAGCUGGCCCCGGCUGGACCACGUCAGCCUGGUGGGCUACGCCAAACUGGAAAGUACUGGCGAGUCCUCGGACCGGCUGCUGGAGCCCAGCGAGCCCCCGAGCCGGGCAGAGCCCCGGCCCAGCUCCUGGGUGGUGGGCACAGAGCAGGGCACGCAGGUGUGACAUCCCUGGGGACCACGACAUCACAGCCCCUCGUCCUGGCCCCCAGAACCCACCAGCGGCCCUGAAAGCCCCUCUCCAGGAGGGGUUCGUUUGUGAGCAGGUGCCAAGAGGAAGAUCCUGACGCGCCGCUCCCGGGGAGAACUCACCUGGGGUGGGAUGUCCUUCCUGGUGGGUGCCCUUGGCCUUACAAGCCCUUCUCCUGGUGGCUUUUCUGGAGGAGCCCCCACUUUAAGACCCAACAAACUGUGGGAUGGGGAUGUGGGGGUGAGUGAAGCCUCACCAGCCCCUGCAGCACUUU